This is a messenger RNA of Pyrus x bretschneideri (Chinese white pear), 1133 nucleotides long. Its product is annotated as late embryogenesis abundant protein 1-like. Bases 1 to 843 code for a protein of 280 amino acids. The record is from RefSeq and is a predicted model, not a curated record. The transcript is spliced from 2 exons. NCBI's taxonomy places the organism in Eukaryota, Viridiplantae, Streptophyta, Magnoliopsida, Rosales, Rosaceae.
AUGAAAAUUUGGGAGUUGGAGGCGGGAUGCAUGCGUGAGUGGCUCGAAGGUGGGGAGAUGGGGUUGAAUCUGCUUUCGGUUUCUCAGUUUUUUGGGUUUUUGGCUUUUUGGAUUUUUUGGUUUUCUGGGUUGAAAUUUUGGGAGUUGGAUUUGGGUAAACAUGCGGCGGAAGAGAACAGAUAUGACAACAAGAACUGGAUAGACAAGGACCGAGAGUACGGGUCGGCGCACGUGAGCAGCCAUGCUAUAAAAAACAUGGAGUACGAGCAGGAAGCAAAGGAGAAGGCGAAGAGCGCAGCCCAGACAAUUGCGGAGAAAGCGAAACAGGGAACGAAUAGAGCAGCGAAGACGGCGGAGAGCGCCAAGGAAAAGGCAAAAGAAUACGCUUUCGAGACGAAGGAGAAGACCAAAGAAAUGGCAGAUGCUGCGGCCGGGAAGGCGAAGGAAGGGACUUUUAAAGCAGCCGAGACUGCGGAGAGCGUGAAGGACAAAGCGAAAGAGAGUAUGUGGGGUUUGAAGGAGAAAACAGAGGAUGUCGCCGGGACGGCGGCGGAGAAGGUGAAGGAGGGGACGAGCAAGGCGGCGGAGACGGCGAAGGACACGGUGAAGGGGAGGUGGGGGGGGGCGGUGAAGGAGACGGGGCAGAAGAUUAAGGAGACGGUGGUUGGAGCUCCUGAUGAGGAAGUGGGAGUGGCGGUCAUUGAUGAUGAUGCUACUAGUCAGAGUGAUGUGGAAGUUGGUGUUGAUGUGGACGGCGAUGGCGUGGCAGAAGGAAAGGUGAUGGAAGCGGAUAUUGGGGAACUAAGGCCGCCUGCCGGCGAGGGACACGGGAAGAAAUAUUGAGAUUUUUUUUUUACUUUUUUGUUUAAUUUGCAGCUCUUUUGAUUGAUUUUUACUUGUUUUUCAAAAUGUCCAUUCUAAUAAACAUACUUUACUUUUGUGGUUAUUUUAGAAAAAUCAAAAAUCGGUGAAAUAUGAUGAACAAAUUAACUUCCACAAUCAUCUGUCACAUAAUAUUGCUAUUCACAGUUCGAAUUAGUCACCGAAAGCUUUGUAUUGCCUUAUAAUUUAACAAUUAUGCAACUUAAAUCUACUUUUUUGUCAAAUAAUGGCACGUAACAAGAAAUAACAUU